Molecule: messenger RNA, 557 nt
Organism: Prorocentrum cordatum
Lineage: Eukaryota; Dinophyceae; Prorocentrales; Prorocentraceae
Source: the annotation of a GenBank genome assembly
GCCUCUUCGCCCAGUUCGGGCCCAACGCCGGCCAGGGCACCCGGCCCGCCGCGGCCGCCGCCCAGGCGGGCCCAGCGGGCCCGGUCCCCGCGGUCCCUGGAGCGGCCCCUGGCGGCGCUCCUGGUGCAGAGGCUCCCGGCGGCGCCCCCGGCGCGGCGACCCCUGGCGGCGCCCCUGGCCCCUUCGGAGACGCGGCGCACCCUGCGUUUGGAGGCAUCGGCGCUGCCCUGGCGCAGCACACGGCGGCCGCCAUGCAGCAGGUUCUGGAACAACUUCUCCAGCAUCAGCCCGCGGUGGCAGGGGCGGCACCACAGUGGCCACCCACGACGGACGUUGCCGCCGUGCGGACGACGCCCGUGCCGCAGGGCGCGCCCCCCGCGCCCUUGGGCGCCGCGGCGCCGCCGCCGCCGGCGCCGCUGCCGCACGUCGUGCGCCCGCCGGGCUUCCUGCCGCCGCUGAUGCCCCCGCUGAACAUCCCCAGCACGGUGCGGCUGCAGGUGGUGCGCAAGCUGGACUUUCGCUUGGGGCCGAAGGAAACGGCAGCGAGGGCUUCCUGA